CCCGCUCUGACGCCUGCGCCGUGGCCUUCAGGCCCCGCGCGCAGCGGGCGGGUGCUCGGUGCGCCUGCGCAGUAGGCGGUGGUGGCGGCGGCGGCAGCAGGGGGAGGUGGAGGCUGUGGAGCGGCAGCGGCAGCAGCGGGUUCCGGGACUGAGGCAGCAGCAGGGGCGGCGGCGGGCGGAAGCUGAGGUGACGAAGGCAGCGGCGGCGGCAGCCGUUUCCCUCACGGUGGCGGAAACCAAGGCGGCAGCGGCGGACGGGGAGCGGCCCGGCCCUGGCCCCCUGCUCGUUGGCUGUGGCAGGGCCGCCGUGGGGCCGGCCCGGCUCCCGCCCCCCGCGGCUCCCCCUCCGGCUCCUCCUCCGGGGAGACGCCGGGGACCCGGCCCGGUCCGCACUCAGAACGCUGCUACAGCCGCCGCCGCCGGAGGUGGUGGUGGCGCCAUGGGCGGCCUGGCCUCUGGGGGGGAUGUGGAGCCAGGACUGCCCGUCGAGGUGCGUGGCUCCAACGGGGCCUUCUACAAGGGCUUUGUAAAGGAUGUCCAUGAAGACUCUGUCACCAUCUUCUUUGAAAACAACUGGCAGAGUGAAAGACAGAUUCCUUUUGGGGAUGUUCGGCUACCACCUCCAGCAGACUAUAAUAAGGAGAUCACAGAAGGGGAUGAGGUAGAGGUCUAUUCCCGAGCCAAUGAACAGGAACCCUGUGGCUGGUGGCUGGCCCGGGUGCGGAUGAUGAAAGGAGAUUUUUAUGUCAUUGAAUAUGCUGCUUGUGAUGCCACCUACAAUGAAAUUGUCACCCUGGAGCGACUUCGGCCAGUAAAUCCCAAUCCCCUUGCAAACAAAGGCAGCUUCUUCAAGGUUACCAUGGCUGUGCCUGAGGAUCUGAGAGAGGCGUGAGUAUUUGGGAGGUUAGAAAUGGAAAGCCCUGUUAGGAAUGGAAAGCCCUCUUUGCAUUUGUGUACAGUCAGUUUUAAUGACUUUCUUGUUUAUUUCUAGUCAACCACAGAAGCCCCUGUGAAGCGGGCAUCUCUACUGGGCGAUAUGCAUUUUCGAAGCCUCCGAACCAAACUGCUCCUCAUGUCUCGCAAUGAAGAAGCUACUAAACACCUUGAAACAAGCAAACAGUUGGCAGCAGCAUUCCAGGAGGAGUUCACAGUGCGAGAGGACCUGAUGGGUCUGGCAAUUGGGACUCAUGGUGCCAACAUUCAGCAGGCUCGAAAAGUACCUGGAGUGACCGCCAUUGAGUUGGGUGAAGAGACCUGCACUUUCCGCAUCUAUGGGGAGACUCCUGAGGCAUGUCGACAGGCCCGAAGCUACCUAGAGUUUUCUGAGGACUCCGUACAAGUGCCCAGGAACUUGGUUGGCAAAGUGAUUGGAAAGAACGGGAAAGUUAUCCAGGAGAUUGUGGAUAAAUCUGGUGUGGUGAGGGUCCGUGUUGAAGGUGAUAAUGACAAGAAGAACCCCAGGGAGGAGGGAAUGGUUCCUUUCAUAUUUGUUGGCACCCGAGAGAAUAUCAGCAAUGCCCAGGCACUGCUGGAAUAUCAUCUCUCCUAUCUCCAGGAGGUGGAGCAGCUUCGCUUGGAGAGGCUGCAAAUUGAUGAACAGCUUCGACAGAUUGGGCUGGGCUUUCGCCCUCCUGGGAGUGGACGGGGUGGUGGCAGUGAUAAGACUGGCUAUACCACUGAUGAGAGCUCCUCCUCCUCCCUACAUGCCACUCGAACCUAUGGAGGCAGCUAUGGGGGUCGAGGCCGAGGCCGCAGGACUAGUGGUCCUGCUUAUGCCCCCAGUUCAGACCCAUCCACAGCUUCUGAGACUGAGUCAGAGAAGAGAGAGGAACCCAACAGAGCUGGGCCUGGUGACCGGGAUCCCCCAACCCGGGGGGAAGAAAGCCGGAGACGGCCAAUUGGGGGCCGGGGUCGGGGACCCCCACCUACCACCCGACCCACCUCAAGAUAUAAUUCAUCAUCUAUUAGCUCAGUACUGAAGGAUCCAGACAGUAACCCCUAUAGCCUACUGGAUACAUCUGAACCAGAGCCUCCUGUUGACUCAGAGCCUGGGGAACCCCCUCCAUCAAGUGCCAGGCGCCGCCGCUCCCGCCGCCGUCGCACUGAUGAAGACAGAACUGUCAUGGAUGGAGGCCUGGAGUCUGAUGGGCCUAACAUGACAGAGAAUGGCUUGGAAGAGGAGUCCAGACCCCAGCGUCGUAAUCGGAGCCGCCGCCGCCGCAACCGUGGUAACCGGACUGAUGGGUCUAUCAGUGGAGACCGGCAACCAGUGACUGUGGCUGACUAUAUCUCACGGGCAGAGUCUCAGAGUCGCCAGCGGCCCCCCCUGGAACGUGCUAAGCCCUCAGAGGACUCCCUUUCAGGACAGAAGGGUGACUCUGUCAGCAAGCUUCCUAAGGGCCCCUCAGAAAAUGGGGAGUUGUCUGCCCCCCUGGAGUUGGGUAGUUUGGUGAAUGGGGUUUCAUAAAACCUCCAACCUGCAUCCCUCCCUUCUCCAUCUCGCUUGCUGCCCACCACAUGGGCCUCAUGGGCCCAACUGACCUGCGCUGGAGCUGCUCUUAUCUAGGGGGGAGGGGGGUGGCACAGCAGCUUGGGUCCCCCCCAACCUCCAGGAGCUAGUGGAGGGGUGUAUAACAGGGUCGUAGCCCCUUCUCUCUUGUCCAUUCUUCCCCCAGGGUGGGGGGAGCCUCCCCUUCCCCAUCAGACUGGAUGUGCCUUUAUCCUCUAAUGCCCCAACCUUAGAACACCCUCAUUUUCCACCUGUAGGUGGGUGGGGGUGCUCCUUGACCCACCCAGAUUUGACAGUUCAGGGGGGCCUGUGCUAUCCCUCCUCCCAUCCUGUACCCCGUUUCUGGGGCCUCAUCACUGUGGAAGAGGGGGAUAGUGAGGGUAUCCGUGGGUGGGAGGCAUGGGGAAGGUUUUGGAGAACCAGGGGUGUGUAUGAAGGGGGGGUGACAAGGUCCCUCAGGGGAGGGGGCAACCUUGUCUGGUGGAUGAGAAGGCGUAUUUAUUUUUCACUGUACAGUAUUUAAAAAGAGAAUAAAAAAAUUCAAAUGGC
Molecule: messenger RNA, 3058 nt
Organism: Octodon degus (degu)
Lineage: Eukaryota; Metazoa; Chordata; Mammalia; Rodentia; Octodontidae
Gene: Fxr2
Product: FMR1 autosomal homolog 2
Exons: 16
Biological process (GO): regulation of dendritic spine development; DNA damage response; positive regulation of translation
Cellular component (GO): neuronal ribonucleoprotein granule; dendritic spine neck; postsynaptic density
Molecular function (GO): mRNA 3'-UTR binding; translation regulator activity; protein homodimerization activity
Source: RefSeq, a predicted model, not a curated record